Messenger RNA from Pyricularia oryzae 70-15, 2325 nucleotides. RefSeq lists its product as uncharacterized. The record is from RefSeq and is a predicted model, not a curated record. NCBI's taxonomy places the organism in Eukaryota, Fungi, Ascomycota, Sordariomycetes, Magnaporthales, Pyriculariaceae. The coding region runs from base 113 to 2068 and encodes 651 amino acids. The transcript has a single exon.
CUUCUUCUUCUUCUUCUUCUUCAUCAACCUUGUCCAGCCUACAGUACCACCGCACUCUUUUGUAAAAAAAAGGACUCUCAAAGAAACCGAUCCAUACCAAUAACAGGUUAAAAUGCCGCAGUAUGAGCCCCUCGUCGGGAGCGAUAUUCGCCUUUUACAACUAUUCCCGCUUGACCCGGGCGACAGCGGUCUGGUCGAGUGCAAGCUCGUUCAGGUACCUCUAGAAUCUGUCCAUUCAAAGUACAAGGCUCUAUCCUACGUCUGGGGGGAUGCGAACGUCACGCGCCCCAUCUCGGUCGAUGGCAAAGAGGUGCAGGUCAACGCUAGCCUGGAAGAAUGCCUACGCCAGUUCUGCCAGCCGGGCCAAGAUGACCUGCCGUAUUACCUCUGGGUGGACGCAGUGUGCAUAAACCAGGCGGACCUCGCGGAGCGCAGCGCGCAGGUGAUGCGGAUGAAGGACAUCUACUCGACGGCCCAAGAGGUGCUCAUAUGGCUGGGUCCCGAGCGCGAGCACACAAGGGCUGCUCUUGCUUGUUUUGAGACAAUGCACUUUGAGAGCCUGCGUAUCAUGAACAGGAUGCGGGAUCAAGACAAUCCAGAUGAGCACUACUUUGAGAUUGUAGCAGGCCAGUGGAAGACCGUUGCCAUGCGAGGCGCAGAUUCGGAAGAGAUGAGAGGCAUGUUCGACAUCCUGACACGAGACUGGUUCUGCCGCGUAUGGGUUCUGCAGGAGGUCAGCAUGGCGCAGCAGGCGACUUUUGUCUGCGGCGUUCUGCGGACUGAUGUUGGAAACCUUUGGGCUGCGGCAAUGGGCCAUGUGUUCACCUUGUUUGUGGAUGAUAUUGUCGAAUCGGGCUGGGAUAAGCUUCAGCAGAAUCUCCCGAUAUUCUACGACAGAAGGGCUCUAAGCUCUCUUUACAUGUUAACGAAGAUGUUGAAGUGGGAUGGAUGUGAGGAAUACCGAGGGAGACGUAUCCUGCAGGAUUAUGACUUGGGUGGUCUCGAACUAUUCUUCCACGUUCGAGGAUUGCAAGUUCUUGGAAGUCUGGAAGGGAUGCUACUCGAGUUGCCCUUGCAGCUUGCAACUGACCCGCGGGACAAGAUCUAUGGAGUCCUUGGGCUCAGCUCCGAUUUUUCAGAGGGCGGAAUCGUCCCAAACUACGCCCUGCCGGUAGCCCAAAUAUUUAUGGAUGCCUUCGCGAGCAUGAUCAAGGAGAGCGACUCCUUGCACCUCCUGUCCGGGUGUAAUUUCAGCCUGCUCCGCGACAGUACGAUAAACGAGCACAUUCCGACAUGGGUGCCCGCGUUGUGGACGAACAAUGACAAAGAUGUCAAGAAAAUGCCCAUACCUAUUAUGACUAAAAUACCCAGUUCCCCUAGCAGAACCGCACAUACCGCAUCAGGCGGACUUGCUCUGUCUUCGCACCCUUGGAAUGUGGAUUUGGAGCUGGCACGUCUGAGUCUUUCCGGGAUUGUGAUCGAUAGCAUCCAGCGGUUGACGAAAAAUAUUUCGUUAGAACCUAAUACCAAAGAAAUGAAUGACACGACGUAUAUUAAUCAGCUUGCCAACUCAAGGCUCGACGAGCUAGUGUCAGACCAAAACCUCGAGUAUCCCUUGACAGGAGAAAAGGCAUGGGAGGCUGGGGCGGCAACCAUGACGGCAAAUGUUCGCAAGCGUCAGGACAUGACAGGCGAGGACACUCCGCAGAGCUCCGAGCCAAUCGAACAGCCACCACUAUUGGAUAAGCAAGGCGAUCGGCACGUUUGGUGUUUGGGUAAAGACAACUUGAUGGGCGCGGUGGUGAUGGAUUUCUUGUCAUAUGCGAGACUAGCCGAAUCUUGCAACGGGUGGUUUUGUUUGGUCCCAAAAGAGACCAGGGAAGGGGACAAGAUUGCUAUGCUUGUCGGCGGGUCGACUUUUUACGUCCUGCGACCACAGGAUGAUGCUGGGUCGGGAGGUCCUGGUCUUGAUAAAACUUGGCAGCUGGUGGGUGCAGCCUACGUCCACGGGAUGAUGGAUGGCCAAGCGUUGGACCUCGGGGAGAUUGACAAGAUUGUGUUGGUCUGAAGCAGGCUGCUGUCACGGAAUCUAUGAUAAUAAGUGUAGCUUUUCUCGAUAGAAAAGUAAGCAAUAGAUGAUGACGAAGGGUUGGUUGGUUCUUGGGUCAGAAACGAGAAAACCAAGAUAAAAAUGCGACUUGCCAAUUGACACUUGUUGCAACAUGUUCAGUCGACGCAAGUUCGUUCGACUUGCUCAAAGGAACCUCGAAUAAUUUUUGCUGCAAUCCGGUUUUGUUGUCUGCGGUUGGAUCUGUCGAGAUGGAA